Orbilia oligospora ATCC 24927 is the source of this 225-nucleotide messenger RNA. RefSeq lists its product as uncharacterized. The transcript has 4 exons. Bases 1 to 225 code for a protein of 74 amino acids. NCBI's taxonomy places the organism in Eukaryota, Fungi, Ascomycota, Orbiliomycetes, Orbiliales, Orbiliaceae. Gene Ontology annotation, cellular component: ribosome; cytosolic large ribosomal subunit. Gene Ontology annotation, molecular function: structural constituent of ribosome. The record is from RefSeq and is a predicted model, not a curated record. Gene Ontology annotation, biological process: translation; protein-RNA complex assembly.
AUGCCACGUGCUAUCAACGACAUUAAGCUUUUCAUCGAACUUGCUCGCCGCAAGGACGCUAAGGCCGCCAGAGUCAAGAAGAACGGCAGCCAGACCAAGUUCAAGGUCCGAUGCCACAGACACUUGUACACCCUCACCCUCAAGGAUUCUGAGAAGGCUGAGAAGCUAAAGCAGAGCUUGCCACCUGGACUUACCGUCACUGAUGUCCCAGCCAAGAAGAAGUAA